Molecule: messenger RNA, 599 nt
Organism: Stegodyphus dumicola
Lineage: Eukaryota; Metazoa; Arthropoda; Arachnida; Araneae; Eresidae
Product: TIM double twin CX3C motif protein-like
Cellular component (GO): cytoplasm
Source: RefSeq, a predicted model, not a curated record
CAAAUUGCUAACUGUAACCAUAUUUUCAUAAUAAAAAAAAAAAAAAAGAGUACCGAAUUAAAAACAAUGGCGGAAUUGGCAAGUGCACGUGUUAAAGAGGCUAUAAACUCAAUGCUUGAAGAAAUUGAUAGGUCAUGUAUGAGAAAUAUGCAGGGAAAUAUGCACAAAUGUGCUGCCAAAUGCUGUGAUAACUCUUCUUCAUCAAUGCAAGAAGUUCAUCAAUGUAUUGAAUCUUGUAGUUCUACAUUGACUGAAGCUCAAACAUUUCUUCAAAAUGAAUUGACAAAUUACCAGGAUCGUAUCCAACGAUGUGUUAUGCAAUGUCAAGAUGAAAUCAGAGAUAAAAUUACACCAUCUACAACAGAAGCUGAACUUAGUGGCUUUAAAAAGAACUUUGAAACAUGUGUUGUUAAGUGUGCUGACACACAUAUAAAUUUAAUUCCAUCCCUAACAAAGCGGAUUAUAGAUGUUUUACUAUCUAAAAUGCAAUCUAAAACAGUAGUUUAGAAAAUGUGUAGCUUAGAUCAACCAAUUUAUUUAGUCACUAGGCAAUUUUUUGUAUUAGUUUAAAAAAUAAAUUUUUUAUUUAGUCUAAUGUA